Messenger RNA from Cherax quadricarinatus, 1621 nucleotides. NCBI's taxonomy places the organism in Eukaryota, Metazoa, Arthropoda, Malacostraca, Decapoda, Parastacidae. The record is from RefSeq and is a predicted model, not a curated record.
AGUAACCUUGUACCCUGGUAACUGUUAACUUAUUGCCUCUUACGUGUUACCAGUCGUAACAUUAUCGUGUUUGGUUCUGUUACAGUUCCCUUGUUGUCAGUGUUACUGAUGGCGCCAAGAACGACCGUGGAGAAGCAACACAACUGACAGAUGGCGCCAAGAACGACCGUGGGGAAGCAACACAACUGACAGAUGGCGCCAAGAACGACCGUGGGGAAGCAACACAAUCCUGGAGAUGGAUGAACCAUCAGGAGCUGGAAGAGCAGUACUCCCCCUCGAGGUGGUCCAAGCGAUACUCAGCCCAGGAGAUCAUCAAUGUACACGUGAGAGUAGUUAAAGAUCUCUCCCAGGCUGCCAGGGAGACCGUCAGCCACCGCAUCGACGUCCCAUACGGUCCAGGACCCAGAGCUAAACUUGAUGUAUAUGGCGAGGACCUCCCACCAGAGAGCGCCAUAGUGGUAUGGGUACACGGAGGAUACUGGCAAGAGAUUGAGAAGGAUAUCUCAGCGUACCUGGUGCAGCCUCUCUACCACCACGGCAUCCUGACCCUGGUUGUUGACUACGAUCUGGCGCCACAAGUCAGUAUGGAAUGUAUCGUGGAGGAGAUAAGAGCUGCGGUGGUGUGGUCAUGUCAGCUGGCCAGACAGCGAGGCAGUCACUGUGUUGUACUGGCGGGCUGGUCUGCCGGGGGACACCUCGUCACACAGGCACUGAUGCCAGGCUCGGGACAGGAGCUGCCUGACAACACUGACACGUCUCUAUACAAAGACAUUAUCCGCGGUGUAGUGACUGUCAGUGGCGUCUUUGACCUCCGUCCGCUGGUUAACACUUACGUUAACGCACCUCUCCAUCUUACAGAGAGGAGCGCAUGGAAGUUGUCGCCCCUGGCCAGCGUGAAGGAGCUAGGACGAGCAUGGUCACCACUGAGUAUCUUGGUGACGGUGGGUCAACAUGACUCUCCUGAAUUCAAGAGGCAGUCUGAAGAGUUCUGUCAGGAAUGUGUGAAGGCUGGUCUCAAAGCCGAGUACCUGGAGGUGGAGCUUGCAGACCACUUCAGCAUCACUGAGGACUUAUCCAAGGAAGACUUCAGCCUCACACAAAGACUCAUCUCCUUCCUGAAGACCUGCGACCACAUGCACAAAACCAAGCUACCCACAAAGGCUUAACUCUCCCCAAGGUCACAUUACUCAAAGCCAGAAGUCUGAAUAACCCACAUGACUUAUGUACUAUCCAGGAAUAUAAAAUUAUAUUAACAAUCACCUAAGACACUAUGUAUAAAACUAUUCAAACAAGUCAUUGUUUUAUCAAUGUUAAGUUAGUCUUAAGUUUGCCCGAAAUACUGUGCUUUCUGCAUGUUUACCUAAGUGUAAUUCAUCUUAUUCUGCCCGAAAUACCUAGUCAUGCUAGGUGUGAUAGUGGCCCUCUCUGUAAUUAGUUAUAUAUAAUAUGUAAACCACACAUUGUAAUCUUUAUAGAGAAUAAUCUUCAUUUGAUUUGAUUUGUACAAACAUUAUAUCAAGCUGAAGUGAAUUAUCUUAUCUUAAUUAUAGCCGCUGUUAGAAGAUAAAUAUUGGACAAGAUAAUGUAGAUAGAAGCCAGGGCGUUUGGAGUCAUAUGGAAA